Messenger RNA from Xiphophorus hellerii (green swordtail), 4643 nucleotides. RefSeq names its product adhesion G protein-coupled receptor G1 (gene adgrg1). Lineage: Eukaryota; Metazoa; Chordata; Actinopteri; Cyprinodontiformes; Poeciliidae. The transcript is spliced from 15 exons. Bases 443 to 2383 code for a protein of 646 amino acids. Gene Ontology annotation, molecular function: G protein-coupled receptor activity. Gene Ontology annotation, cellular component: plasma membrane. Gene Ontology annotation, biological process: adenylate cyclase-activating G protein-coupled receptor signaling pathway; cell surface receptor signaling pathway. The record is from RefSeq and is a predicted model, not a curated record.
CUCCUUUACCGCUGGGAACCGAACCGAAUCUUCUCCGUACUCGGACCUAGUGGUCCUCGCGACGAGACGCUUCACACACGCGCGCUUUUCCGUCAGACUUUUUAUUUUUUAAUUCUGUUCGAACAUUUUUCCACGUUAUUUAGAAACUAUAUCGCAUGUACAACUGAUGCAAUAAGCAAGUGACAGGGAAUUACCCCUCUCUCCUCCCUCCACUCUGGUCAACCUGCCUCGCUCUUAGUCUAACCAGUUCAUUUGCGCUCUCACCAGAAGUUGCAGCCGCGCGUUGUGUUCCUUCACGCCGCAUCUGGUCUACUCUCCUCCGGGCUCGUUUGGUUUGCAACAGCGGCUGCAAGUUUUACCAGGAGGCUCUGAGGUCCAGACGUCCAGGUGAAGCACAAAGAACGAAGCUACAAGGAAGGAGACCUGCCUCAAGCUGACAGCCAUGAAGACCCGCGUGGCGGAUCAUCUAACGACUGUGUUUUUUAUCAUCGGCCUCCUGUCAGCUGGUUCAAGUGAACAUGACCCUUUUCUGGAGUUUUGUGGCAAAUGGCGCCACGGAAACAAACCCCUGAGCCUGAACAUCGACGUCUCUCCAGGUUUGGCUGGUUGGUUGGCAGGGCUCAGUGUUUCAGCCAAUGAGAGUUCUCUGUCUGUCAGAGGAAGAAUCACUGCCAACUGUAAAAAGAUGAAGGUGAUUCCUCUCGAUAAAUACGUAAUUCACCCAGAUACGGACUUCUGUCUGCACUGGGAGCCUCUGCUGGACCAGAUGAUGCUUAAGGUUGGAGAAAGAAAUAUUAUUAUUUGCCCUCCUUCAAGUCCUGCACAAAAUUGUUGCACAGAUUUCAGUAAUGGGGCCAAUAUGCCUGAAGCAAAAUAUGGUAUCGCCAAAGGAAGAGUCCGAAAUGAUGACAUCACAGAUAAAACAUUGGAAGGCUACAACUUCAAGGGAGAGUUCACUGACUGCAAGAAGUUGUGUGACCUCGCUAACCAGACCUCUGUCAAAGGGUUUCACGACACCGAACAUCCGUGUGCUCAGAGAUAUGAGAAAGAGAUGAAGAAAGAUUUCAAAGGGGAAAAAGUCUCAACAAGUGGACCAAAGCAAAAGACCUCUGUCUCCGUCGACAUCCCUUCUGCACUGAAACCAGCCAUGGCAGCAACGAGCAAAGUGUCCGUGACAUUCUUUAAGAACAUCUCCGUGUUCCCGGCGUUCUCUCUGUCAGUGCGUGAAACUGUAAGCUCUGAGGACGCCAAACCUCUCCUGGAUGUGGUGGAAAUCUCAGUGGAGAAUGAGAUCAUCACUAAUCUGCCUGAGCCGGUCAAGAUUUCCUUUGACCAUGAAUACAUACCUUGGAACCUCAGAAGAAAAUGUGUUUCCUGGGACACUCACAGAGAUCCUUUGGAGGUGAACUGGUCGGAGUUCGGAUGCAAGACAAAGAGGAAAGGAUCAUGGCACACGGAGUGCCAGUGUGACCAUCUGACUUACUUCACAGUGCUGGUGCAAUUGGAGCCUAAACCGGUGCGCCACCUACUGGCACUUACUGCUAUUACAUAUGUAGGCUGUGCAGCGUCCUUCAUCAGCUGCAUCGGGGUCAUCGUGUUUUUCUGCAGGAACAGGAGACGGACCAAGGAGCAGUCUGUAGCCAUCCACCUGGGCUUAGCUUUGGCCCUGGCCCUCCUCAGCCUGCUCUUCUUCUUUACUGGGGUUCUGGCCAACGUGGGAGGCGAAGAUGUGUGCACCUGGGUGGGGGCCCUGCUCCACUACGCCCUGCUCAGCUCCCUCACCUGGAUGGGGAUAGAAGUGCUUAACACCUUCUGGUUGGUCUACAUGGUGUUCAGACCCUCCCCGCGGCCCUACGUGUGGUACCUGAUCGGUUUUGUCCUCCCAGUUGUUCCUGUUGGUAUCCUGGCUGGUGUGGGGGAUUUUUAUGGAAUGGCAGAAAUUGAACAGGCUGACAAAAAAGAUGAUCCUUAUCGGAUGUGCUGGAUGAAACUGAAUGAACAAAACGCCUUACUAGCUCACUGCUUCACCACCAUAGCCCUGCUGGCCGUCCUGGUGUCUUCUGGGGUCGUGAUGCUCUUCCUGGUGUUCCGGGAGAUCCGCACCAGGGACGAGUGGAAGCAGAACCGGGUGGCUUUCCUCAGCAUCUGGGGUCUCAGCUGCCUCUUUGGAGUAACCUGGGGUCUGACCUUCCUGAAUGUUGAGCCACUGUCAGACUUUAUCCUCUUCCUCUCCUGCUUCCUGAACUCCUUUCAAGGUUUCUUCCUGAUGCUGAGGUUCUGCAUGAUGAACUGGGUCCGGAAACAGGCCAGGAGGUCGGUUUUAGGCAGCACCAGCUCCGGGUCCGUCAAGAAUCACAUGCUGCAGACGACCGAGAACAGCUAGCCGCUCCGAGUUCAAGGUGUGAGGUCGACUGUGAGACACAGAGGCAGAGUUCUGAGCUCAGGUUUCCUGUGAGUUUGUUGCGUUGUGAUGUUCUUACAGAAAACACUGACAGAACGAGCACUGGCUGAACCAAUAAGAUCGAUACAAUCACUUUGAGGCAGAGUUAAGUGGAAGAACCACUGACUUAGAGUCAAGGUUGUGAUGAUGAUAUGGUAUGAUCAUCCUAACAUGCUACUGAUAUCUUGUUCCAUUUGAAGGGCUUCUCAGAGACCAAAAUCCAUUAUUUAAGCUUUUCUAUAUCAGCUUUUCUUCAACAUAUUUUAUUUAAUGGACCUUAUAAUAAUCUAUCAGUUAUAUCACUUUUUUGCAGCAAAGAACAACUGAUUGUGUUCCGUGUGGGUUCGGUUCUGACAGCAGAUUGUUUUCUAAUGGACCUUCUUCCUGCAUUACAUGUAGAUCCUGGAGCUUUUCACAACACAACAACAUAAUUAGCAGCUUCACAUGCUGACACCAGUCACCUGGAAGUGACAUCAUCUAGCGUCUGGCAUAUAACUGGUCUGUGAAAACAAUCAGAUGUUUCAUGAAUAAACAUACUGCCAGAAUCUGACUGUUUUCAGGUUGAUGGACGCUGACAGCUGAGUCCUAAAAUAUUUUUGCAGUCAGUGAACGCACCAAAACAAAGUCUAUUAUAUGAAAAAGUAGCUAAAAUGCUCAGUUUAUCUGUAACACUAACAACGUUAGCAUAACGGCUACCACAAGCAUGUUGAUCACACUCUUUGGUGUGGAUAAAUUCUCAGGGGAAUUCACAAGGAGACUGCUAGCAAUGCUACAUGCUAAUAUAAGACUGUUUGAAAUAUCCUCUCCACAAUAAGUCAGCGAUUGUUUUAAAAUAGCGGCGUCCUGUUUUUAACGUUCGCUCACACACCCACACAGUGUGACAUUGCGUCUGAUCAGAAUAUAAAUAACCGAGGUUUGUUUCUGACUGGAAAGUUGUAUAAAAAUGUACAAUUCUAUAAUUAUAUCGUGAAUCAGCUAAAAUCUGCCGAGGAAAAGUGAAAAGAUUUGGUGAGACGUUUUAAAGAAAGCACUGAUGGGAAGUUAUCUUAUUAAUUUUUAGGACAGAGAAGCACAUGUUUUUGUGUUUUUUCCUAUUUGUAAUAAGGAAAUGAUGGCGUUGACUUUUCAGUAAUCACUGCAGGGUCCGUUGCUGUGAAGCUACAAGAUAAUUCUUCUUUGUUUCCUUCAGUAGUUUUGGUUCUGUUUGGGAUUAAAGAACUGAAAACACAAUAUUAGCAAAAUUUUGUAUUUUCUCUGCUUCAUUAUAUUCACAUUGAAUAUAUAAUCUGACUUCCUCAUUUGAGACGCAGGCGAUAUUUUUACACACCGAUAUUUGUGAAUAAACAGGAAAUCAAGCUUGUGCAGUGAAUGUUCGGUCUGAUGAAAAUAUGAAAGUAGAAUAUGCGGGGUUCUAGCGCAUUACUUCAGUUGUAAACUAAAGUAGAAGUAGUUGAUGAGUUGCUCGUAUGAAAGAACCGCCUCCCAGUUCCUCAGGAAGUCCAAACUCAGGACCGGAGCCUGAGCUGCAGAAUCCCUAGACUGGUUCUAGUUGAAGAUUAAACGGCUUUAGUUCAGAUUCAGAAUCAUUUAGAAAAGUCGUUAAGCUUUUCUACAACACACAGAAACGUGAAGCUUAAUAUCUGUAUGCUACUGUGCUCUGAUUAGAUGUUACUAUUGAAGAUAAGCUUUUAUAUUUCAGAUGUUUGCUCAUUUUCUGUUCUGUGCCUUUGUAAUUGAUAGUUGAAUAGUGAAAUAGCACUUUAUACUGCUGUUGUGUUGCUUAGCUUCAGUUAGUUUGAUGUACACCCAGUGGGCAUUAGUAAUGAAAAAUGUGAUAUGUUUUGAUGUAUUCAGGAAGAAUAAUAAAGCAUGGAAUGUGUUUUAAGUUAAAAUAAAACAAUUUACUGCUGCAGAAAUAGUUUAAUCCACACAUUUAGAGGUUUGGUGGAUAAAUUAUGUUCCUUCCCAGAAGAACACAUGUUUUUAGAUGCUGUGAUGUUUGCACUUUUUUAUUUUGAAAGAAUAUUUUUCAGUCAAAUCCUUAUGUAUAUCUGGCCUUUUGUAUAUGUCUGUAAGGAAUAUUAAUAAAACAUGUUUUAUUAAUAUAAAGAAGAACUUGUUAUUUUGGUGUUUGGCUCAUAUUCUCCUCCUUGGCCAUUUAUUUGAGCUUUUUCAUAAAUAAAUAAACACUUCAGACCCAGAA